CUGCCCUCCCCAGGGCGGGGACGGGGUGGGCCAGCCCCGUCAAGCCCAGGAGAAGGCUGUGUGUGCAGGCAGUGGCCGGCCGAGAUGGAGGGAGGUUGUGGUCACACCAGAGUCUCCAGGAGGUGACCACCUGGCUUGUAUCUGGGCGAGAAGGCAGAGCAGGGCUGGCGAUGCAGCUGAGCCUACUGUUGCUGCUGCUGCUGCCGCCGGGCCUCCUGCCUGUUCCUGGCAUGGAGGACCCUGACUUCCCCCACCCAGGAGAGAGCCUGCAGCCCCCACCCUGGGCCUGUCCCUGGCGCUGCUCCUGUCCCCAGGCUGACGUGGUGGACUGUGCCGGACUGGACUUGCAUGUACUCCCAGACAAUAUUACCAGGGAGGCCCGGUACCUCUCCCUGCAGAACAACCAGCUCCGGGAGCUCCCCUACAAUGAGCUGUCCCGCCUCAGUAGCCUUCGAACACUCAAUCUGCACCACAACUUCAUCUCUUCUGAGGGCCUGCCCGACGAGGCCUUCGAGUCCCUCGGGCAGCUGCAGCACCUCUACGUGGCCCACAACAAGCUCUCAGUGGCUCCCCAGUUCCUGCCCCGCUCCCUCCGUGUGGCUGAUCUGGCUGCCAAUCAAGUGACGGAGAUCUUCCCGCUCACCUUUGGGGAGAAGCCGGCCCUCAGGUCCGUGUACCUCCACAACAACCAGCUGGGCAACGCCGGCCUCCCUCCCAACGCCUUCCGAGGCUCCGAGGCCAUCACCACCCUCAGCCUCUCCAGCAACCGGCUCAGCCACCUUCCGCCCAGCCUGCCCACCUCGCUUGAGCAGCUACACCUGCAGAACAACGUCAUUUCCAAGGUGCCCCGAGGAGCCCUAAGCCACCAGACCCAGCUUCGUGAGCUGUACCUCCAGCACAACCAGCUGACAGACAGUGGCCUGGAUGCCACUACCUUCAGCAAGCUUCGCAGCCUGGAGUACCUGGAUCUAUCCCACAACCGACUGGCCACGGUGCCCGCUGGCUUGCCCAAGGCCCUGACCAUCCUGCACUUGGGCCGCAACCGCAUCCGGCAGGUGGAGGCGGCCCGGCUGCGCGGGGUUAGGGGCUUGCGGUACCUGCUGCUGCAGCACAAUGAGCUGGGGGCCACGGGGCUGCCAGCCAAGGCACUGCGCCCGCUGCGGAGGCUGCACGCACUGCACCUCUAUGGGAAUCAGCUGGAACGUGUGCCCGCUGCGCUGCCACGCCACCUGUGGGCCCUGCUGAUGCCCCACAACCACGUGGCUGUGCUGGGCGCCCGUGACCUGGCCUCCACACCAGGCCUGGCCGAGCUCAACCUGGCCUACAACCAGCUGACCAGUAAUCGGCUGACCCAGGUGCCCGUGGGCCUGCCUGGAGGCCUGCACACCCUGCACCUGCAGCGCAACCAGCUGCGCGCCCUGGAGCCUGAGUCGUGGGCUGGGCUGGGUCAGCUGCAGGAGCUCAGACUCGCACACAACCGGCUGCGCGUUGGUGACAUCGGGCCCGGCACGUGGCAUGAGCUGCAGGCCCUCCAGGUACUGGACCUGAGCCACAACGAGCUAUCCUUCGUGCCCCCCGACCUGCCCGAGGCCCUGGAGGAGCUGCACCUGCAGGGCAACCGCAUCAGCCACGUGGGACCCGAUGCCUUCCUCAGCACGCCACGCCUUCGCGCCCUCAUCCUCAGGGCCAACCGGCUGCACAUGACCAGCAUCGCGGAGGAGGCCUUCCUGGGCCUCCCACACCUGCGCGUGGUGGACACGGCCGACAAUCCAGAACAGGUCCUGGUCCGGCUGCCACCUACCCCCCGGCAUCGGCCCCGGGCAGGGGGCUCCUGAGGCUGCAGAACAGCCCCGCACCCUAGGGCUCAGUGGGGCAUGGGCUGAGGGGACAGUGCCCCGCUGGGGCCCUGGGAGGGACAGAUGAAACCAGAGACAAUAAAGCCUACCCCUUUCCAGCACUCACCCGGGACCAGCGCCCUUCUCGGGGUUCUGCCCUCUGCCGCCUCCCCAUACCCUGGAGU
Fukomys damarensis (Damara mole-rat) is the source of this 2020-nucleotide messenger RNA. RefSeq names its product podocan like 1 (gene Podnl1). The record is from RefSeq and is a predicted model, not a curated record. Gene Ontology annotation, molecular function: protein binding. Lineage: Eukaryota; Metazoa; Chordata; Mammalia; Rodentia; Bathyergidae.